This is a messenger RNA of Schistosoma haematobium, 2551 nucleotides long. Its product is annotated as Protein lin-7 C. Gene Ontology annotation, biological process: protein localization to basolateral plasma membrane; neurotransmitter secretion; maintenance of epithelial cell apical/basal polarity. Bases 210 to 791 code for a protein of 193 amino acids. The record is from RefSeq and is a predicted model, not a curated record. The transcript is spliced from 4 exons. NCBI's taxonomy places the organism in Eukaryota, Metazoa, Platyhelminthes, Trematoda, Strigeidida, Schistosomatidae. Gene Ontology annotation, cellular component: basolateral plasma membrane; synapse; cell-cell junction. Gene Ontology annotation, molecular function: protein binding.
CAGAUAGAAAUAUGGCCUUUAUUUUAUGGUUACACAAAUAAUUGAAUAUACACUUAACCAUAUUUUUAACUAGUUAUCCACUACAGUUAGUGCAGUUACGUGUCUAGAAUAUCUGGAAAACCUGAAAACAUAUUGUAACAUAUAAAGCGCGUCUAAAAAAUCAUUGGGUUUUUAUGCUUGUUCGUUAAGAGGAUAUUGGACACUAGCAAAUGGCGGAGUCAUUAAGUUUGCAGAGAGAUAUUAAUAGAGUGUUGGAGUUAUUGGAAAUACUUCAGAGAUGCCCUGAAAUACAACCAUCAAAGUUGGCAGCCCUACAGCGCAUACUGCAGUCAGACUUUUGCGACAUGAUUCGUGAAGUUUAUGAGCAUAUAUAUACAACUGUUGAUAUUAAUGGGUCGGAAGAAGUGAAAGCAAGUGCAACAGCCAAAGCUACUGUCGCAGCUUUUGCUGCAAGUGAAGGACACGCUCAUCCACGUGUCAUAGAACUACCAAAAACUAAUGAAGGUCUAGGUUUCAAUGUUAUGGGUGGUAAAGAACAAAAUUCACCUAUUUACAUAAGUCGAAUUAUUCCUGGUGGUGUUGCAGAUCGUCAUGGUGGUUUAAAACGUGGUGAUCAAUUACUAUCAGUAAAUGGGAUUUCUGUGGAGAGUGAACAUCAUGAAAGAGCUGUUGAACUUUUGAAAUUAGCACAAGGUACUGUGAAACUUGUAGUAAGAUAUACACCACGUAUUCUUGAAGAGAUGGAAGCACGUUUUGACAAGCAAAAAGCUCGACGUCGGCAACUUAGUUAAUACAAAUUUGGAGGUGUGUAUGCAUAAUGCGGUGAUGUAUCACUCACUAGAUUAUUUAGACGAACACUGCAGGUUGAGUUGUCUAAUAACUUUCUUCAUAUAGUUUGUUUUUUCAACUCUGUCUUUCUAUUCUAACUUGUUACAUUCUCAUUAGGAUCUGUAUAUAAUUUGUUGUUUAUAUUAGUUUUUGAUCAUUUUGUUGAUUUUCAAUUUUUCAUUAUACUCUGUUUUAACAUGCUGUAGUCAUUUAGACAAAAUAUUUAAUUCUUACAUAACAAUGAUUUCGAUGACUUUAAAAUAGAAUAUAUGUCAAACUAUAAUUCAGUCAUUAAUCAUUUAUUUAUUUGUGAAAUUACAACUUAAGUUAUUGAAGUAGGCUUGUAAGCAUGAUCACUCGGUUUUUGAUGACUUAUGUUGACUGGUUAUUGCUUCUAAAUGUCUCUUAUUAAAAUAUAUUUAUGGGAAUUUCAUGGAUUAUGCUGAGACAUGUACAUGUAUGAUAUAUGAUCACUUCAGCUGCGAGAAACUAACAAUGGUAGAAAUUCCACUGAAUAUAUGUUUGUAGUCUAACGACUAUUGUCUGUGGAAGUAAGUACUAGAUUUGAGACAAUGGAUGUAAUGAGAUACGAAUGAUCCAAUAAACGUUAAAAUGGGAAUGUACGUAGUUGAGUUAUCGUUCUAGGUAAGGACACGUUAUAUAAGCGAACAAAGAGAGGAAAUUAACAAAAUAAGACUACAUUCGAGGCGAAGGAAAUGAGAUCAAAUGACACCUAACUCUAAAUUUAAAUUAAGGUAGAGAAUAAAUGCAACUACGAAUUCAUCACGUCCGAGCUCCUGGUGGCCUUGGAAAAUGAAAAUGUGCCUUCGGGUCUAAAUGGAUAUUUGAAUUAUUAGUUAUCAAUUCGCAAAUUAGUUAUGGUGUCCAUGUAGAGUGACGGCAUACAACAACCUCUCUCCAUUGUUCCAUUCGAGCAGUGGGGUUAGGCAGGGUUGCCCAAUCUCACCAUUUCUCUUCAACUUUGCCAUCGACGACAUUCUGGUGGAUGUAAGAAAUGGCGGUGUGGAUCUGUUGUCUGGAAAAAGACUUCUCGACCUUGAGUAUGCGGAUGAUAUUGUCUUACUGUGCGAUAACGCCCAAGUCAUGCAAUCCACACUUAGUCAGUUGGCAAUCAGUGUCCGUGGGUAUGGUAUGUGCUUUGCACCUUCGAAGUGCGAAGUACUUCUACAAGUCUGGCAGGAUUCCAAUCCUGUACUCACCCUGGAUAGUGAGCAAAUAGUAGUCGAGAAUGUCGUGUAUCUAGGUAGCUGGUGGUGGCGUGAGUGACGAGAUCAGUUCAUGUAUAGUGAAAGCCAGAGAGGCUUAUGCCAAUCCGGGCCCACUUUGGCGCUUUCGUGAUGUCAGUCUGGUUGUAAAAGGCCGGUUGGUCUAUGCUUGUGAAACCUGGCCUCUCCGAGUUGAGGAUGUUAGACAACCCUCUGCAUUCGAUCCUCUCUGUCUCCGAAGGUUUGUUGCAACUAGUGGCAACACCAUGUUAGUAAUGCAGAGGUUCGGCAUCGUGUGUUCGGGCAGAGACGAUAAUGCAACUGAUGUCACCAUCUUGAAACACCGACUUCAGUGGCUUGGACAUGUUCUACGAAUUUCGUCCCAUAGAAUUCCAUGUCGUGCAUUACUUGCCGACUCGGACUGGUUGGAAGAAGCGGAGAGGUGGUCAGUGUAUAACAUGGUGUCGUGGUAUGAAAGAAAGCUUCAAAGGACUGGC